Messenger RNA from Maylandia zebra (zebra mbuna), 4374 nucleotides. RefSeq names its product G protein-coupled receptor 4 (gene gpr4). Gene Ontology annotation, molecular function: G protein-coupled receptor activity. Gene Ontology annotation, cellular component: membrane. NCBI's taxonomy places the organism in Eukaryota, Metazoa, Chordata, Actinopteri, Cichliformes, Cichlidae. The record is from RefSeq and is a predicted model, not a curated record. Gene Ontology annotation, biological process: G protein-coupled receptor signaling pathway.
UGUGUGCAUGUGUGUGUUUGGCUGUGUGUGUGUCUCAGUCUGCCGGCUGUUGUCGCUGUGCUCACACUGUUUGGUACUUUCACAGCCACUGUGCCAUCUGUCCGAGCAUUUUUCGCGGAGGUUGAAUGAAACUAAACGAGUUUUCGUCCCCCUAUCUGGAUAGUCUCCUUUUUUGGGAACUGACUCCAAGACUCCAGGAACCUAAACAUUUUCAGAACUUGCGAAUAAACAGGUCCAGUCCACCGAAGCUGUGUAAAGUCAUUCCUGCCUCACCGGCAGCAUCUCUGAGGGGUUUUGUGUGUCAUCAGGACCUUGAGACACAACGGCACACACAAAGUGAUGCUCAGGCUCAUCGCUCUCACGGUAGACCUGGCAGACCUCUAAUCUCUAAAAGAUUGAUGAGGUCUUCUCCAGGCUCAGGAAGCCUGGCAUGGCACUGAUAAGGCAGCUUUCAUUUCACCACAUCAUAUAGCUCACUCCUUCCCUUCUUCACCUCUUAUACUGGAGGACAAAGACCGGCCUGGAAGCGUGAAAGAGGAUUAUAACAUGUCAAGUCAAGAGGACAGUGGUUUAAGAAUAGGAGAGAUUCCCUGGAAAUAACACGUAUGUUUUCCUCCAUUGCCUCGUGUGGGACUGCUGAGCAGGACGUCAGAGUCAUCAUGUCACUGUCAAACUGCUGGAGCUGGAACAUAGUGAAACUACAGAAGGGGAAAAUGCAAAGCUGAGAGUAGCUGAACACACUUCGCACACCUGCAGAUAGUCUGAUACAUGACAAUGUGCAACAUCACCUUCUGUAAUGUGGAUAGUAAGGUGGACCAGUUCUUUCAGCCCACACUCUACAUCAUAGUCAUCGUUCUUGGGCUGCCGACUAACUGCAUGGCCCUGUGGGCCGCCUACAUGCAGGUACGCCAACGCAAUGAGCUUGGCAUCUACCUGAUUAACCUGUCGGUGGCUGACCUCCUCUACAUUGCCACUCUUCCUCUUUGGAUCGACUAUUUCCUUCAUCACGAUAACUGGAUCCACGGUCAGGAGAGCUGCAAGCUAUUUGGCUUCAUCUUCUAUACUAAUAUAUAUGUCAGCAUCGCGUUCCUGUGCUGCAUAUCACUGGACAGGUACCUGGCUGUGGCAUACCCUCUGCGCUUUGUGAAAGUUCGACGAAUCAAAACAGCUAUCCUCGUCAGCACCAUUGUGUGGAUCAUUGAGAUUGUAGCAAACUCUGCUCCUCUCUUCCAUGAUGAGCUCUUCCAGGACCGGUUCAAUCACACCUUCUGCUUUGAGAAAUAUCCAAUGCAGGACUGGGUAGCAGGCAUGAACCUCUACAGGUCAUUUCUUGGCUUCCUUGCUCCGUGGACGGCAAUGCUGGUCGCCUACCGAGGGAUCCUUGCAGCAGUGCGUUGCAAUGUCUCAACAGAGCGCCAGGAAAAGGCCAAAAUUCAGCGGUUAGCUUUGAGUUUGAUUCUCAUUGUUUUGUUCUGCUUUGGACCAUAUCAUAUCCUCCUCCUGGUGCGGAGUGUCAUGUUUUUACAGAAGCCAUGUGACUGCAGCUCAGAGGAAACCUUGUUUGCAGCAUACCAUGUAUCGUUGGCAUUGACCAGCCUGAACUGCGUAGCUGACCCUAUUUUGUACUGUUUCGUUAACGAGGGAGCUAGGAAUGAUGUCGGCCGAGCCCUGUCGGCUUUACUGUCAGUGGCCUGCAACAGGCGGCCCUCUUCUUCGCCUUCACAUGCUGACAUUCUCAAUGCUGGUUCAGUAACCAUGGACACACCGCUGUCAACAAAGAAGCAGCCUUGUGUGUAUGCGGAUCCAGGCAAGACCAACAACUACAAGACGGAACUGGUGGCUCUGAAGGAGGAGUGUCUACAGAUGACCAUCCUCAGGAAAUAACUUAACUAGUUGGAACAAGUAGUAGCAGGUCCAAACUGAUCAGCUCAGUGAGAGGCCGGCAGCUCCUAACAGUUCCAGGGUCUCAUUUCUGAUGGCCUAACGGGCUGAAAUCAGAUGCAACCAGUGGCUGCGGAUGCACAGGGUUCAGUCAGUAGGUGACAUAUCAAAACGGCAGAAUAAGGAUGGGAUAAAUGAAAUAACAAAACACAGGGUCUGUGGUCAUGUGAACAGACAUGUGGGAGGAUGAAAUGCUUACGCAGCAAAACACAAAAUUGUUAGGUGAAUGAAAGAUAGUCAAACCACUGGUUAGAUUCUCACCACUGGUGAUGCAAAAAGUAAAGUGUAGUCUGAGAGUGAAACCUGAGGACAGAUCAUGCUGUCAAUUUUGUCUGCUAACAAAAACCUUUGGACAUUACAUAAAAAACCCGUUAACACAUCAGGCUCAGACAGAAAGGUCGCGAAGCUCAGUUCUGUCUCAUGGAUUGAAUGUUUUGUAUUUAGAGCUGCAGUUUAACAGCCUCCACACAGCUACAGUGCAUGCAGAUGUUAGCAUGCUAAUGUCCUAUUCUGCCCUAGCAAUCUGGCUAUGGUCAUCAUGAAGUAUCAUCAUGAUAAUGUGAAGUGUCUGAUCAGAAGAAACUUUGGGCUGCUGAGUCAGGGGAUCUCAAGCAUCUGCAGGAUUCAGCCACAGCAGACUUUUGCAUUGGCCAAUCUAGCCAGCAAAUCGUUUUUGUCUUCAGUCUGAACCAAAGUGCAAGAAACACAAGCUGACAAAUCUGAUGUCUGUGGGCGGUGUGGCUAAUAAGGAUUUUAUCAACAAAAUUUGAUGACUUGGAUUUUUGGACAAUUUUUCCAGCGUGCCAGGAAUCAUUCACAAAGAUACCGUUGAAUAUUUUUGAGAAAUCCUCGAACAGACCACGCUCUGCAUGGCUGAGUCCUAUUAGUGGUCGAAACUCAAAUGCACUUAAGAAUAUAUCCCCACUUUGGGAUAUAUAGAAGAAGCAGGAUGGCGAUUAAAAGGACAGAGGAUUAAUGGUCUCUUGAAAAUGUCUUUAUUAUGGUGUUCAAUUUUUAAAGGAAUUUUUAAAAAGCCUUAUGAAGUACCUCAGCUUGUAAACUGUGAUGGCAAGAAGGCUUACAGUAGAGUUGUUGUAUACCAUGAGCCAUGUUUUCUAUUUUAUUUUUUACAACACACAGCAAAUAAACCUCCCUCCAGCGGGAUAUCAAAAAGAAAUCUUAAAAGCCUUCAGAUAAGUUUGAAAGUUUAUUAUUUUCCAUUAUUUUAUGUUGUGGAGCUGAAGAUCAGUGUCAUACUUCAGACAAAUGUAUGUGUAUGCAAUUAACAGUAGCUACUGGAAUAUGUGAGCAUACAUACCGCUAAAUGAAAAAUGUAUUGCUUAAAAAAUAAUCAAUGAAUUCAAGCUGCACGCUUGGGCUAAAGAGUGCACACAGUUGACCAACAGUGAUAACGUUUACAUUGCAGUUACAGACAGGCCUUCUGGCUUAAACUAUCCAGACUAAUCUAAUUUAUAUGUAGUACAAACUUUCAGAUGAGUUUUUCCUCCAUUUGCAUGUGCACCACUGCACAGCACUCAUAAUUAAUCCUCGGCUUCCCUAAAAUGGAAAGAAAAUGUGCAUUCGGCUUUGAUUGAAGUGACAUCCCUGGCUGCUAAUAACCUUUGUUAUAUUAGUGAAACAGAUUCAUAGAUUUUUUAUUUUCUUUAUUUUGAAAGGCUUGAUAAGGAAAUCCUUCAGUAGCUAUAACUAUUAAACCACUUUCAGAAGAACCAGUAGCAGGUUAAGGUUGAAUUUAAAUAGGAAAUUGACUGUUAUUGAUGAUUUAUUUAAAAUUAAAAUAUUAAAAAUAUAUAUACUUGACGCUGAUUGUUUUAAAUGUAAAUAUGGCUGACAAUUUCUUAAAUUUUUUUAAUGAUAAGCUUGGUCAUAUAAAGUAAUUGCUACUGAAACCAGUGAUGCACAAGCCCCGUAUUAGGAUGGAUGUUGGUUCAAUCCCGACUUUAAAAGAUCACGCCAAUCUACGUGUUUAGGAAAAAAGUUCACUUCAGUUGUCAGACUGAUCUAUAAAUUUUAUUUCAGAUUGGAUUUGUUUACAUCAUACGAUGCCCUGCUGGAUGUUUAGAGACAAAGCAAUGUGAAUUUUCUGACGUGCGGUAUUGCGGCUCAGAUUAUUCCAGUGCAAUCAAAUUAUUUUGUGGAUUCAGGUAUCAUGUUGCUGUUCCACAUGCAGUAUGGGACAUAUUUCGGAAAACAUGUUUAUGUUGUGCUGGCAUGAAAUCAUUGCUAAAUUCAGUGGAAUAAUGUAAAGUAUCUGGACAAGUUCAGCUUGUUAAUGUUGCCCUAAGUGUUGUCCUAUGUGCCACUGGUUUUAAUGUAUCUAUGUGUCAGUCCAAAGCAGGAGGUGCCAGGCUUCAAAAUGUGUAUUUGUUCAAUAACAGUGUCAGUGAGAAAUAAAUUAUGCAUAUAAAAAAA